Porites lobata is the source of this 4295-nucleotide messenger RNA. The record is from the annotation of a GenBank genome assembly. NCBI's taxonomy places the organism in Eukaryota, Metazoa, Cnidaria, Anthozoa, Scleractinia, Poritidae.
AUGAACAGAGCUGGUUAUUGCUGGCGUUGCGAAGCACCCUGUACACAACAUUGUUCACGAUGUGGGAUGGCGUAUUACUGCUCCAAGAGAUGUCAGCAACAAGACAAGUGGCGACAUAAACCCGACUGCGAUGGAGCAGCGUUGAAAAUGCAGUGCUCCGGCUGCAACGCUAAACAGGAGGGAAUGUUGAAGUGCACCAACUGUUUGAACUCCUACUAUUGCAACGCAGAAUGUCAGAGAAGUGACUGGGAGAGACACAAGACUUUCUGUCAGGAGGCUGUUGACAAAACGUUGGUAUUAGCUGGAGAUAUGAAGGAAUUACUUGAGAUCAAAAAGGAUAACCCCGGCCUUCGAUUUACUUAUUAUUGGGGGAAUAUGCCUGCUGUUGACCUGCUCAACUUGUCAAUGAAUGAAGGGGAAGAGUAUUCCAAUCCACUGGCAUUGUUGCUUUGCGGAGUCGGUAAUCCAAGGAAUGUUUUACUUACGAUUGCUUCGCUGCCUGAUGUUUACACUCAACAUGUGAGUUUCGUUUUGAAUGACAUCUGUCCUUGUACAUUGGCAAGAACAGUUCUGCUUCUAUACAUAUUAUACAAAGGUAUUUUGGAUUGUUCGUUGUCUAUUUUUUAACAGAUCUACUUGUAUGCGUACUUGUCUGACAGUGUCCCUUAGCGCCAUUAAACAAUGUUAUUUUCAAAUUAUGAGAUUGACAUGACAGUCAUUGACAUUCUUGACAGCCAGUUGAACUGCCUCUAUCUAACCUCCACUUCCUUCUGAUACAUUCUCCUCACUUCAUAUCAAUAUCCGUGGUCUACCAAAACACUUUGAUGACUUAUCAGAAUUUCCUCUUACAUUAAACAGGUCUUUCUCCGUUAUUGCUGUUUCUGAAACGUGGUUACAUAGGUCUAAUUCUAAUUUAUUCCAUUUUCCAGGCUAUCAUUUUAUCUUUAGUCACAGAUAACAUAAGGCGGGUGGCGGGGUUGAUCUUUAUAUUCAGUCUCACCUAAAAUUUAAGCUUAGAACUAAUCUCCAAUCUUCUAAAAAUACACUGUAAGAAUCAGUCCUUGUGGAAAUACAACCGCAUAGGAAGAAUAUCAUUGUUGGCUAAUUUAAUCGACCCCCUAAUGCCUCGGUUGCUGAUUUUAAAAAAUCUCUCGAUGGCAUCUUAUCAACUAUCAGCUUUGAGAAUAAGCUAUCUUAUCUCAUGAGUGAUUUUAAUAUCAAUAUCCUUAACUCGUAAUCCCACCACUCUUCUAAUGAGUUCAUCAAUCUUAUGAUUUUUAAUAGUCUAUAUCUUUUGAUUUCUAAGCCAACUCGCAUAACCUCCUCAACUGCAACUCUGGUUGAUAAAAUUUUCACAAACAAUCUUGAACACAGCAUGAACAGUGGCAUUCUCUACACUGAUUUAUCUAAUCAUCUCCCAAUUUUUCAAGUCACUCAUCUAAAAUUAGAUGCUGAAUCAUUUCGCCAAAAGAGAUUGGCACGCCUCAUUAACUCUGCAACAAUUGCAGCAUUCAGGUCUAGGUUGGAAACCACUGAAUGGUCCCUAAUCUAUAACUCUGACUCUACCAUUGAUUCCUACGAUACACUCUCUAGUCUUCUUAUUUCAGGAUAUCAUAAGUCAUUUCCACUUAAACUUGUAUACCCUGAAUCGCGCGUUCUUCAAAACCCUGGUUUUCAAAAGGUCUCUGUAUCCUGUAACAGGAAGAAUUCUCUUUAUUAAACAAUUCCAAAUAAACCCUACAUCAAUUAUUGUAGUUUAAUAUGGGCAUCUACAUAUGCUUAUUACGUAGAACCACUUUAUAUACUUCAAAAGAAAGUCAUUCGUAUAAUUACGUUUGCUCCUUCGCGCACACCCCCUAAGGCCCUUUUUUCUAAGCAUAAUAUCCUUCCACUCCACUCUUACUAUCUAUAAAUUCCAUGUUGCUUGUUUUGUAUUUUCACAUUUUAAUAGCAUUUUACCUACUCCUGUUUCCUCGAUCCUACAUUUUAAUUCUGAAUAUCACGAUUAUAUGACUGUUCACGUUUUAAUCUGCAUAAAAUCUGUCAUAAGUAUCAAUUUGCCAUCACUUGGCAAGCUCCGAUUAUUUGGAAUGAUAUUCCGUUAACUGUGCGCAAUAGCCUUACAAUAAGUAACUUUAAAAAAAAAGUUAAGACUGCAUUUUUUGAGUACUUGAAUUAGCCUAUGCAUAAAUUGUUGAAGGGCCAUAGAAUUUAUAUUUAAGUUUAUAGUUUUAUCUAACCUCUUGUCACCAAUGUUGUAUACCUUGUGGGACUAUACUAGGUGUAUUUGUUUGUAUGGUUUAUAGGAAUUUAUUAAAAACUGAAUCAUUGGAUAAUGCAAUUCUAGCAUUUUGAUUGGCUUAGCCGUUAUGGUAUAUGAGCUAUUAUACCAUGCUCUCCAUAUGUGGUCGGUGUACGCGUCGGUUUAAAAUUGGAAGCUAGCUGAGAAUUUUUUUCGCAAAGGAUAGAACGGCGCCCGAAGCAAAUCGUUUUAAUUCAUUUCUUAGAAUACUAGAAAUGCAGUUUCGUCGAAAGAAAAAAGACAAAAACAGACAAAAAAGCCACAAGAGCUUGUUUGAAAGUUUCUCGAAAAACAUAUGAAAAUACAUGGAAAUAAAGUACCAUGACCAGCUACGAAAGAAGAAAAGUGUUGUUUCUCCAUGGUCGCGAAGCCAUUCGCCGAUCGAGUCACUCGCCGAUAGAUAACUGCGGCUUGUUUAUCCGACAUCAAGAAUAUAAAUCACAAGUAACCAGCUACAAAUACAGGCUAUGCAGCCAUUCACUAGAGCAAUCGAGGCGGCAGUAUAGCUUCUUUUCUCGUUCAGCAAAACCAGCUUGUGGCUUCAAACAACUUCAUAACAAGCGACCGAGGUAAAAAUUUUUCUCCGUUGUUCUUACUUUUAUAACUGCACCGAAAAUUCAAAUUCACAGUAAUUUCGACGGCUGUCUCUUAAAAAUUCUUUUCUUUCACAUUAUCUGCCAGGUGUUUUUAGCUGUUCUGCUGUGUAAAAUCCUAGAAUUCCGAUGAGUUUUUAAAAAACUAAUGUUCAUCGCUGCAAUGUUUUGAUUUUUCAUCACAACUUUCAGGGGGAAAUGAGGUCGCUUCUGCAGUGGUCCGUAUUUGGUAUUCUGUCCUCAUUUCUGAACAAGAUUUCACUCUAUUGAUGUCAGCCCUUCAAGAUCUCGUGGCCACAGCCGAACUCAGCACCAUCACUGAUGGCAAGAUGGAGAUUUCUGCUUCCCAGCUCAGCCAGCUUAGGACAGUUUGGGCCACCUGGCUUCGUUUGUCCGAACGCAAGGGACCUUGGGUAGCCAAACUAAGGACGAAAACGAACUCGCUGGAUUCAGGGAGAAACAAUGGCAUACGAAAUUAUAUGCAUGCCAUCCCCAAAGAACACAGGGUUUCCACACAACACUUUUUUGACACAGGAAUCUUUCAUUCCACUACAAAUGCUAAGGAAGUAACGCGACAAAAUCCUACGUUAACUGGUAGAGCAAUGCUUCAACGCUCAUCCCUCACGGAGUUUCAGUACAAUAUUCCAUCAGAUGUGCUUCCACUCACGGGAUGGGAUUACAAGGCAAUCAAGAAGGUCUGCUACGAUAAAUCACUGCCUAAUAUGUACACCCUCUACAUCUCAAAUAUCCUGCAAAAAUCCUUUAGCAAAAUGACCAGUGAUCGGGUGAAGUUUCAUUUUAUUCUCUGUGACUUUCUAAAGAUCGAAUCUUUCCUUCCUGGAGGACUCAGAUACGACCGCAUUACUACUUCAAACUUAUGGGACUACUGCCUCCUUGGAGAUUUGCUGACCAAAUUCAAGAGGUUUCUAAACAGUACCAAUCCUCACACGGUCAUGUUGACAGAAACGCACAACUGGUCGCUAAACUAUAUGCAUGAAAUCAUUCACAUUUUGCCAUACUUGAAGGGAAUAGAUAAACUGAAUGAGAAAGCUUUUGAAGACACACAGAAUAUGGAACUGGUGAAUUUAUCGGGACUUACCUCUGUUGUGGAAUAUCUUAACUUGACAGAAGAAUUUCUUCGUUUUGUACGCGCAUCUCUUCUAGCAACAUAUACAGAUGAGCAGUUUGCUUUCUUUAAAAGAAAAAUGAAGAUUCCAUCUCUUAAGUAUCUGGUUCGUUCACUGGGGCUUCAUCUUCGAGACUUUGUACGAAACGAAAACACUGUUGCUCCACAUAGAUGGGCGCUUAAUUGUCGUCGAGUUGUCAUGAUGAGAGGUCAUGAAAGAGUUCUGGAGUGGAAACUUGUUUCUGAUUCUGUUACUCAGAGCACAGCAGAAUGA